Molecule: messenger RNA, 1659 nt
Organism: Cavia porcellus (domestic guinea pig)
Lineage: Eukaryota; Metazoa; Chordata; Mammalia; Rodentia; Caviidae
Gene: Oosp2
Product: oocyte secreted protein 2
Exons: 4
Coding region: 71-559 (162 amino acids)
Source: RefSeq, a predicted model, not a curated record
CAGAAUCCUGUAGACUCUCCACCGUGCUGUUUCUGUUUCUUCAGCAAAGCUGUGCCGGAGAUCUGCCCAGAUGGGGGUCUCCUUGGCCUUAGCAGCCUCGGUUCUCCUUGCUGUCUCAAUUUGGCCUUGGGCUGACCUUCAUGUGGACAUAGAUGUGAGAAUACAGUGCUCCAUAGACUGGGUGACAGUCUUGGUCAGCCCACAUAGAUUCAACAGAAGCAACCCCUACAUGUUUGCUGACGAACUGGUUCUGGGCUUGGGCUGCCCUGCGACUGAGAUCCAAACGUAUGUGUAUCGUUUCGUGUACCCAGUUAGUGCUUGUGGCAUCCGGACCCAGGUGCUCUUCAGGGAUUAUCUCCUUAUUCAAACUGAGAUGUACUACACCCAGAGGGAUAGCCACAGAGAUCCUGAGAAGACCCCUUUGUUCUGCAUUACCACUCGGAAAUCACCGUGGAUUACUCCGGUUUCCUCUGAGGAUGACAUAAAAUUGGAGACCAGUCCCUUCAUGUCUGACUUUCAGACAACACCAGAAGAGCUGUGGUUAUUAAAUUCUACUUAGAGAGGGCUGCUGCAAAGUGGGGAAAUGAAGACUGGUGACAGUGAUGAUACAUAUUGUUGGGAAACAAUUCCUUAUUUAGAAAUAUAGAUAUAACUUUCUGUUUAUGUAUAUUAUCCCUUAAAAUUCUAGUUCAGUAAAGGCCCUGAUUAGUGGAGGUAGAUUUUUAGACAAUUUUAUUCAAGGGGCAUGGUUUGUUAAUUUAAUGUAAUUAUUCAGUAAUUUGUAAUAACCACUCAAAUUUCUCUGUCUUAUAGAGUGGAUUCAGUCCUCAGUGACAGGGAUUUGGUCCAAAUGAUAUAAACUUUGAAGGAUUAUGUUUUAAACAUUUCUCAGUAAUAAUGAAUAGUGACAGACACACACACACACACACACACACACACACACACACACACACACACGUGUGACUCCAAACUUCAAAUGUAGUGUAAAAUUUAACAUACUAACUCAUGGGAAACAAAAAUAUUGUUUGUGCCAAUAUAUUAGUGUGAUUUUUCUUAAUCCAUCAGUGAAGUCAAAUCCUGAAAAUAAUUCAACUUAUGAUAACAUAUUUGGGUAAUUAUUCCAGAUGGACAUUAAAUUCAACUCUAGAUUUCAAGCAAUCUUUUCUUAACUGAAAUUUGGUGUCAGAUUUUCCUUUUGUCCCAGUCUGAUUUCUCCAUGAUGGAAAAUGUAUUCAUUCCUGGAGUCAUGCUGCUGAUGAGGAGCAGGCCGUUAGAUGGUUAUUGGUCACUAGCUGUUCUGUGCUGUAUUUCUUUGUUGAAUUUUCCCCAAACAUGGAGCCUGCCCAUAGAAUACAUCAAAACUCACUUCUGAUUUUGGGAGAUUUUUUUCUAUCAAGUGUAAGAAUUGAACUGUGUCAUUGGCUAUUCAGUUGCUUUAUCAUAUGUACUUGGGAUGCUAUAUUCUUUGGGGGACAGAUUUUUGCCAAAUUAAUAUUUUGUGUUAAAGUGUUUUCAAAAAUUAAAGUGCCAUUAUAAUUUGCAGAAUACCACUUCUUGGGGCUGUUUACUUGUCAAAUGAAGAUUUUGACAUGAACAUCAUGGACUUCUGUGUCCGUUAACCAACAGCUGAGAGGUAAAAUUUCUGUGGGGCUUGAUGAA